Messenger RNA from Lolium rigidum, 2718 nucleotides. RefSeq names its product GDP-mannose transporter GONST3-like. NCBI's taxonomy places the organism in Eukaryota, Viridiplantae, Streptophyta, Magnoliopsida, Poales, Poaceae. The record is from RefSeq and is a predicted model, not a curated record. The coding region runs from base 1237 to 2343 and encodes 368 amino acids. Gene Ontology annotation, molecular function: GDP-fucose transmembrane transporter activity; antiporter activity. The transcript is spliced from 5 exons. Gene Ontology annotation, cellular component: Golgi apparatus.
UCACCUCACGCGAAACACACUCCCUCCCCGUUGGAAACCCUCUCCUCUCACCUGUAGCACAGCGGCGGCGGUUUCCGCGGAGAAACAGAUCGGCGGCGGCGGUGCUCGUCCUCCCCUUCAGCCAGCACGUCGCGGCGUCGCCUUGUCUCCAUCCUCCAGCGGGACGCGAGGCGCUGGUUGGUAUGGAGGGCAUGGGGUGAGGCGGAGCCAGGAGAACGAGGGCAAGGUUGGGGACGGGCCGAGCUAGAAGAAGGAUCACAAGCACGUACGACCAGCAGCACAGCAUCCACUCCUCCUUGUUGUAUUCAAUCUGAAGAUGAAAAAGAGGCAGAAGAUGUUAGUUUGGGCAGCUGCGGCAUAUAUGGCAAUAUCUAUGAUGGUCUUGAUCCUUAAUUCUAGAAAAAGGAAGAGGAAAGAACGUCUUAGCAUAUCAUAUGGGCCAAUAGAGGAGAGGGAUAGGAUGAGAAUUGAGUAUCUUAACAAUAAAAUUUGGAAGAAUGAUACAAAUUGUGUGAACAUGCUUAGACUUGGAAGAGCACCUUUCUUCAGAUUCUGCAACCUAUUUAGGACUCGUGGCUUGCUUGUUGACACUAUACACAUGUGUGUUGAGCAGCAAGUAGCAAUGUUCUUGAACACCGUUGGACAUAACCUUAGAAAUAGGCUGGUUGGCACCAAUUAUGAUAGGUCCGGUGAAACCGUUAGUAGAUAUUUUCAUAUUGUCCUUCACGCCAUUGGUGAGCUACGAGAUGAAUUGAUUAGGCGACCUUCAUUGGAGACCCAAUCAAAAAUAGAAGGAAACCCACGGUGGGAUCCAUAUUUCAAGGAUUGUGUUGGAGCUAUUGAUGGUACACAUGUGCGGGCGUCCGUUACUAAGGAUAUGGAGGCAGCUUUUCGUGGUAGAAAGUCCUUCCCUUCUCAAAAUGUGCUCGUAGCCGUAGAUUUUGAUCUUCGGUUCACGUAUGUUUUGGCUGGUUGGGAGGGAACAGCACAUGAUGCGCUCGUCUUGAGAGAUGCGUUAGAAAGGCCAAAUGGUUUACGUGUCCCACAAGGAAAAUUCUACCUAGUUGAUGGUGGAUAUGGAGCCAAAAGAGGGUUUUUGCCUCCUUUUCGUGGUGUGAGGUACCAUUUGAAUGAGUGGGGAAACAAUCCAGUGCAAAAUGAAAAGGAGUUGUUCAAUCUUAGGCACUCCUCUCUUCGUGUUGGAGUAGAGCGUGGAAUUGGGUCACUCAAGCGGAGAUGUCUGAUCUCUCAGAGCCCUCAAAAGAAGGUUCUUCAGCCGAUGGUUCGAGUGCUCACCAGAAAACUGGGGUCUGGAGUAGCAUGUUGAGCACUCUUCUCCAGCAAGCUUCAGUCUAUGGCUUGGCUGCUGGUUAUUGCCUGUCAGCGUCUUUGCUCUCCAUCAUCAACAAAUGGGCAAUCAUGAAAUUCCCGUACCCUGGGGCUUUGACAGCUCUUCAGUACUUGACUAGUGUUGCUGGAGUUCUCCUGUGUGGACAAGCAAAGCUUAUUGAGCAUGAUGGCCUGAAUUGGCGGACCAUGUGGAAGUUCUUACCUGCUGCUGUGAUGUUCUACAUCUCCAUCUUCACAAAUAGUGAACUCUUGCUGCAUGCCAAUGUGGAUACUUUCAUCGUGUUCCGCUCCGCUGUGCCGAUAUUUGUGGCCAUUGGAGAGACGUUGUACCUUCACCAACCAUGGCCAUCACUGAAGACAUGGCUUUCACUAUCCACCAUACUUGGCGGAAGUGUGAUUUAUGUUUUCACAGACAACCAGUUCACUGUGGCUGCCUAUAGCUGGGCAGUGGCGUACUUAGUGAGUAUGUCCAUCGAUUUCGUGUACAUCAAGCAUGUCGUCAUGACCAUUGGCCUGAAUACAUGGGGCCUGGUGCUUUACAACAAUCUUGAGGCUUUGAUGUUGUUUCCCAUUGAGCUACUUCUAAUGGGAGAGUUCAGGCAGAUGAAGGUUGACAGCUCUAAAAUGACAAACUGGCUUUCAUUUGACGUGAUUCUUCCGGUUGCUCUGUCGUGUCUGUUUGGGCUCUCAAUAUCCUUCUUCGGGUUCUCGUGCAGGCGUGCCAUCUCAGCUACUGGAUUUACGGUCCUUGGCAUAGUAAACAAGCUGCUGACCGUCGUGGUUAAUCUGCUUAUCUGGGACAAGCAUGCCUCCCUCAUGGGAACAAUUGGGCUGUUGAUAUGCAUGUCUGGUGGCGUCCUGUACCAGCAAUCCACCACAAAACCUAAGGCACCCAGUGUUGAGCCAAAGGAAGAGAAUGAUGAGGAGGAACAGAAGUUGCUUGAGAUGCAGCAAGGGCAUGAAAGCAGUCCAAGUCAAGAGCAUGCCUCAUAAGCCUCAUUGCUAAGUUUUUUUUUCUUGGUGCGGCAACAGCUCUCCUGGAUUGUUGGAAAGAAAUGUUUGGCAAGAAGGUGUAGUUGAGAUUAGAAGUGAAAUGCUAGACACUAGAAAUUGCAGAGGAAGCUGAAUACGUUUGCUGUAGGGUAGCAGACCCUGAAGCAUGCUAGUACUGUUGAAUGCACAUCGCAUACUGAAGCAAUUAUGCUAUUUACAUUGUGGUAGAGUUGUUACUAAUACAAUUCCGAAAAUUGCACGGGAGCUUUCUUAAAACUGUUGCAGUCAUGUAAAAUCAUUGUGGUAGAAUUUAUUUGCACCAUGGCUCUACUUGUACGUUCGCAGAAACUGAACACCAUGGAUGAUUGGAUCACA